UAAAACCAACAUAUUAAAUACUAUUAAAUCUAAAUGUAAAAAUGAAUGACAAAUGGAAUAAUCCAAUAUGGCUGCGCCCAUGAAUGUCAAUAUGUGGAGCACCAAAAAUUGCUGAGAACGUAUUUUUCUGCAUACUCUCAUACACAACACUUGCUUAAAUGUUCUUGUUUCUAGGAUGUUAGUCAGAAGAAUUUAUUCUAUUGUGAAGAUCAGUGGUUCAUUCAGAUCACUUACAUCUGUGUCACAAGUAACGAAGACAAUAAGCUCAAAUAUUUGUAGAAGAUGUUUUCACAGGUAUUACAGUGUCCAAGCCACACAAGAUCUGCCACAGCCUGUCUUUCUUCAGGCAGAGAAGUAUCCUAACAAAGUUGCAAUAAUAGACCAACAUGGUAGCUUUAAAUACCAGGAUCUAUUACAUUACAGUAAAACACUUUCACAGGAAAUUAUAGAUCAAGUCAAUGGUGAUAGCAAGCAUAAAACUCUUCCAGAAAACACCCAUGUGGCAUUCCUAUGUAACAAUGAUGUAUCUUAUGUUGUGGCACAAUGGGCCACAUGGAUGGCAGGAGGUGUGGCAGUUCCACUUUGUAAAAGUCAUCCACAAAAUGAAUUAGAAUAUGUCAUCCAAGAUGCACAAUGUUCGAUAGUUUUAACCACAGCAGACCACCACCAAAAAAUAGAACCUAUUACCAAAAAAUUAAGCAUUCCACUCCGAGUGUUAGAGAAGGAAAACUAUACUGGAUAUUAUGAAGCAGAUCAGAAUGCUUGGUUUAUUGAUCAACAAACAAGUUUAGAUUGUAAAAAUCUGGUCAAACAUAACAAUUAUAAAAACCAGUCAAGCUUGAUUAUAUAUACAAGUGGAACCACAGGGAGACCAAAGGGUGUGGUACUGACAUUUGGAAAUAUUCACUGUAACAUUACAGGAAUGAUGUCAGCUUGGGAAUGGACGUCUAACGAUGUGAUAUUACAUGUACUACCCUUGCAUCAUGUCCAUGGUGUAGUUAAUGCAUUAAUGGUACCGUUAUACUGUGGGGCAACCUGUGUUAUGUUGCCCAAGUUUGAUGAAAGAGUGGUUUGGGAGAAACUUGCAGUGAAAAGAAAGACGGGGAUAGACAUCACUAUUUUCAUGGCUGUGCCAACAAUUUAUGCCAAGUUGAUAGAAUACUAUGAAAAAAGUGAAGAGGAGAACCAACUAGCUUCUCAAUUCCUGUCUGCCUCACUAGAAAAUAUAAGGUUAAUGGUAUCAGGGUCAGCUGCCUUACCAAGGACAGUUAUGGACAAGUGGAAGGCGAUUAGUGGACAUACAUUACUGGAGAGAUAUGGGAUGACUGAGUUAGGCAUGGUGCUCACUAAUCCAUUACAUGGAGAACGAAUACCUGGAGCAGUAGGCCAUCCAUUUCCAGGUGUGAGGGUAGCCAUUAGUAAACCUAAUGUUUAUAGUACUAAUAGUUAUGAUGUCAUAGCUAAAGGAAACUCCACUAAUACAAAUGUGACAAAAGGAAUGGAAGGUGAGCAGGGAGAAUUACUAGUAAAAGGACCAACAGUGUUCAAGGAAUAUUGGAAGAACCCUUCUGCUACUAAAUCUAGCUUUACUAAAGAUGGCUGGUUUAAAACAGGUGACACUGCAGUCUACACUGAUGGUGUAUACAGAAUCAUGGGAAGGACCUCUGUUGAUAUCAUCAAAAGUGGCGGGUAUAAAAUCAGUGCUCUAGACAUAGAACGCCAUCUACUGGAACAUCCAGAUAUUUUAGAAUGUGUAGUGGUGGGUUUACAUGACAUAACCUGGGGUCAGAAGGUCGCUGCAGUUAUAGUGACUAAAUCAAAACAAAAUUUAAAGCUCUUUGAUUUAAAAUCCUGGUGCCGAGAUAAACUUCCUUCAUACCAAAUACCAUCAGAACUCAAAAAUGUAUCAGAAAUUCCUAAAAAUGCUAUGGGAAAAGUCAACAAGAAGGAAAUAGUUAAACAAUUAUUUAAUGGAAGAAAAGUAUGAAGUUUGUGUGUUUUAAUAUAAUUGUGAAUGGAAUCAGGAAUAUAUAUAUAAGAAGAUAUUUAGAGAAAUUUUAAGAAUAGAGCAUGUUAUCAUGGUCUUAAUUAGAGUCAAAAUGCAACAUUUCCAUGAAGAAUCAGAUUUGUAAUAACUUUCAAUUUUAUAAGCAAAACCUACCAUCUAUAGCAGUUCCUGAGCAUGCUGGCAAAUUACAAAAGUAGUCUAUUGAAUGCCUAUACUGAUUAUGAUUUAUAUUCUGUACUAUGCUUGAUUAAAAUUAAGAUAUAUACAAUGUACUAUAUCAGUGGUACAUUGUGUAUUUGGGAAAUAUAAGACUGUAACUGACAGUUUAUCCAUUAUGGACUCGCAGAUUUCUAUAAUCAGAAAUAAACAAUUUUUGUUAAGAAUUAAUCAACAGGUAAGAUAUUUUUCAUGCUGUUAUAAUUUUUAUACGACCGCAAAAUUUGAAAAAAAUUUCGUCGUUUAUUGCUAUCACGUUGGCGUCGUCGUCUGCGUCGUCCGAAUACUUUUAGUUUUCGCACUCUAACUUUAGUAAAAAUGAAUAGAAAUUUAUGAAAUUUUAACACAAGGUUUAUGACCACAAAAGGAAGGUUGGGAUUGUUUUUGGGAGUUUUGAUCCCAACAUUUUAGGAAUUAGGGCCCAAAAAGGGCCCAAAUAAGCAUUUUCUUGGUUUUCGCACAGUAACUUUAGUCUAAGUAAAUAGAAAUCUCUGAAAUUAUGACACAAGGUUUACGACCACAAAAGGUAGGUUGGGAUUGAUUUUGGGAGUUUUGGUUCUAACAGUUUAGGAAUUAGGGGCCAAAAAGGACCAAAAUAAGCAUUAUUCUUGGUUUUUGCACAAUAACUUUAGUUUAAGUAAAUAGAAAUCUAUGAAAUUUAAACACAAGGUUUAUGACCACAAAAGGAAGGUUGGUAUUGAUUUGGGGAGUUGAGAUCCCAACAGUUUAGGAAUUUGGGGCCAAAAAGGGGCCCAAAUAAACAUUUUUCUUUGUCUUCACAUUAUAACUUUAGUAUAAGUGAAUAGAAAUCUAUGACAUUUAAACAAAAGGUUUAUGACCAUAAAAAGAAGGUUGGUAUUGAUUUUGGGAGUUUUGGUCCCAACAGUUUAGGAAUUUGGGGCCCAAAGGUUGCAAAAUUAAACUUUGUUUGAUUUCAUAAAAAAUUGAAUAAUUGGGGUUCUUUGAUAUGCCGAGUCUAACUGUGUAUGUAGAUUCUUAAUUUUUGGUCCCGUUUUCAAAUUGGUUUACAUUAAGGUCCAAAGGGUCCAAACUUAAACUUUGUUUGAUUUUGACAAAAAUUGAAUCCUUGGGGUUCGUUGAUAUGCUGAAUCUAAAAAUGUACUUAGAUUUUUAAUUAUUGGCCCAGUUUUCAAGUUGGUCCAAAUUGGGGUCAAAAAUUAAACUUUGUUUGAUUUCAUCAAAAAUUGAAUAAAUGGGGUUCUUUGAUAUUCCAAAUCUAACUGU
This is a messenger RNA of Mytilus trossulus (common blue mussel), 3469 nucleotides long. RefSeq names its product malonate--CoA ligase ACSF3, mitochondrial-like. Gene Ontology annotation, molecular function: medium-chain fatty acid-CoA ligase activity. NCBI's taxonomy places the organism in Eukaryota, Metazoa, Mollusca, Bivalvia, Mytilida, Mytilidae. The record is from RefSeq and is a predicted model, not a curated record. The transcript has 8 exons. The coding region runs from base 176 to 1987 and encodes 603 amino acids. Gene Ontology annotation, biological process: fatty acid metabolic process.